Heterocephalus glaber (naked mole-rat) is the source of this 3130-nucleotide messenger RNA. It is a transcript of the gene Gata6, whose product is annotated as GATA binding protein 6. Gene Ontology annotation, biological process: epithelial cell differentiation; positive regulation of transcription by RNA polymerase II; cell fate commitment. NCBI's taxonomy places the organism in Eukaryota, Metazoa, Chordata, Mammalia, Rodentia, Bathyergidae. Gene Ontology annotation, cellular component: nucleus. The record is from RefSeq and is a predicted model, not a curated record. Gene Ontology annotation, molecular function: DNA-binding transcription factor activity, RNA polymerase II-specific; RNA polymerase II cis-regulatory region sequence-specific DNA binding; zinc ion binding.
CCUCCUCCUCCUCCGCCUCCUCUUCACCUCCGCGCCCAGCUGCUCCCAGAGUGCAGUUCCGACCCACAGCCUGGCACCCUUCGGCGAGAGCUGUUUGUUUAGGGCUCGGUGAGUCCAAUCAGGAGCAGAGGCUGCAGUUUUCCGGCGGAGCAGUAAGAGGCGCCUCCUCUCUCCUUUUUAUUCUCCAGCCGCGCCGCGCAGACCCUGGACUCGCGCUCUCCCGCCGCCGGCGCCCUCGGCUUCGCUGCGCGCCACCCGGAGCCCUCUCCGCCGCCGCCACCGUGCUCCAUGCGCCGCGCCCGCCCGAGGAGCUAGGAGCCAGCUCAGCGCGGCGCCGGCCCGUGGAUGGCCUUGACUGACGGCGGCUGGUGCCUGCCGAAGCGCUUCGGGGCCGCGGCUGCGGACGCCGGCGACCCGGGGGCCUUUCCAGCGCGGGAGCCGUCCACGCCGCCCUCCCCGAUCUCCUCGUCGUCGUCCUCGUGCUCCCGGGGCGGCGCCGGCCCCUGCAGGACGCCGCAGCUCGACGCGGAGGCGGUGGCGGGGCCUCCGGCCCGCUCGCUGCUGCUCGGCCCCUACGCCUCGCACGCCUUCGGGGCAGCGCACGGACCUGCGGCGCCGGGGGUCGCGGGCCCCGGCAGCGCCCUGUCCAGCUGGGAGGACCUGUUGCUUUUCACCGACCUCGACCAGGCGGCCACGGCCAGCAAGCUGCUGUGGUCCAGCCGGGGUGCCAAGCUGAGCCCCUUUGCGCCCGAGCAGCCCGAGGAGAUGUACCAGACGCUCGCCGCGCUCUCCGGCCAGGGCCCGGCCACCUACGACGGCGCCCCCGGCGGCUUCGUGCACUCGGCGGCGGCAGCGGCGGCAGCGGCGGCGGCGGCCGCCAGCUCCCCGGUCUACGUGCCCACCACGCGCGUGGGCUCCAUGCUGCCCGGCCUGCCCUACCUGCAGGGCGCGGCCGGCGCCCCCCCCAGCCACGCGGGCGGCGCGGGCGCACACCCCGGCUGGCCCCAGGGGGCGGCCGACAGCCCCCCCUACGGCGGCGGGGGCGGCACGGCGCCUGGCGGGGCCCCGGGACCCGGCAGCGCCAGCUCGGCCGGGGCGCACGGCUCCGCGCGCUUCCCCUACUCGCCUAGCCCACCCGGGGCCACUGGCGCAGCGCGGGAGCCCGGUGGCUACGCGGCGGCCGGAGGCGGGGGCACGGGCGGCGUGAGCGGAGGCGCCGGGGGCGGCCUGGCGCCCAUGGCCGGCCGGGAGCACCAGUACAGCUCGCUGUCCGCCGCACGGCCGCUGAACGGGACGUACCACCACCACCACCACCACCACCCCAGCCCUUACUCGCCCUAUAUGGGCGCGCCGCUGACGCCUGCCUGGCCGGCCGGACCCUUCGAGACCCCGGUGCUGCACAGCCUGCAGAGCCGCGCCGGAGGCCCGCUCCCCGUGCCGCGGGGGCCCAGCGCAGAGCUGCUGGAGGACCUGCCCGAGAGCCGCGAGUGCGCGAACUGCGGCUCCAUCCAGACCCCGCUGUGGCGACGCGACGGCACCGGCCACUACCUGUGCAACGCCUGCGGCCUCUACAGCAAGAUGAACGGCCUCAGUCGGCCCCUCAUCAAGCCGCAGAAGCGCGUGCCUUCAUCUCGGCGGCUUGGAUUGUCUUGUGCCAACUGUCACACCACCACCACCACCUUGUGGCGCCGGAAUGCCGAGGGCGAACCCGUGUGCAAUGCGUGUGGGCUCUACAUGAAACUCCACGGGGUGCCUCGACCACUCGCUAUGAAAAAAGAGGGAAUUCAAACCAGGAAACGAAAACCUAAAAACAUAAAUAAGUCAAAGACUUGCUCUGGUAAUAGCAAUAAUUCCAUUCCUAUGACUCCAACUUCAACCUCUUCUAACUCAGACGAUUGCAGCAAAAAUACUUCCCCUCCGACACAACCGACAGCCUCGAGGGCCGGCCCCCCUGCGAUGUCCGGCGUGGCCGAGGGCACCAACCCCACCGAGAGCAGCGAGCUCAAGUAUCCGGGUCAGGACGGGCUGUACAUCGGCGUCAGUCUGGCCUCGCCCGCGGCCGAGGUCACGUCCUCCGUCCGACAGGAUUCCUGGUGCGCGCUGGCCCUGGCCUGAGCUGCGCGGCUGGGAGCGGGAGGACGUUGGGGGUCUGCACCCCGUGUCCCCAUGGUGGUAAGGGAACAUUUCUCCGACGCACACGGGAUUUGGUGCCUUUGCUUUAGAAGAGAUGAGAAGACGGCUGUGCCCGGGCUGCAUGCCAGGGCCGCCUCCAGAUGACCGGGGACAUGGCCGCCGGCCGCCCCCCCGGGAGUCUUCAGAAAAGGGUUCACACACUGUCCCGAAUCGUGUGCUUCUUCUGAUCCACGUGGUUCCUCCUGGAUUUCUCCUACCUGCUCCCACGCCGAGCGCACGGAGAGAUCGCGGAGGGCGCUUGGUGCGCGGUGCGGGCCGGGUCGGUCCCCAGGUCUCAUCCAGAGCGAAGCUCAGCUUGCGAGGAGGGUGCGUCUAACUCUGACUACACCGUGACUGACGCUCCACGUUCAGCUCGCGCGCUGGCCAACGUGAGGUCGGUCGCCAUUUGUAAACAGGGUAGCAAACAAAAUAUUUUUCUUCCAUGUAUACAAUAAUUUUUUUUUAAAAGUGCAAUUUGCGUUGCAGCAAUCAGUGUUAAAUCACUUGCAUAAGAUUUAACAGCAUUUUUAUAAUGAAUGUAAACAUUUUAACUUAAUGGUACUUAAAAUAAUUUAAAAGAAACAAUGUUAACGUAGACAUUCUUGUGCUUCUCUUACAACUUUUACAUCCCAUUUCUAUAUUCCCAAUUGUUGAAGAAAAACGAUUUCAAGAACAAAUCUUCUCAGGAAAAUUGCCUUCGUCCACUUGUUAAGGAUUUUUAUACAAGAACACCGCUGUACCCCUUUCUUGGACUGUGGAAUAUGAGCUGGAAGAACUUUACUACCUAACGAAUAGCAUUUGUAAAUACUCUAGGCAUCUGUAAACACUCGGAAGUUGUACAGUGUGACUAACCCACAGGUUGGUUUGCAUUCAUUUUUUUAAAAAAAUGGGAUGUCCUAUGGAAAGCUAUCACACCAGAGUUUUUAAAAUAAAAAGGGUAUUGUUUUGUGUUCUUUUA